CAUGCGCUGAAGAUACAAAAAAAAAAUAAAAUAAAAAAGGAGGGGCGGGGGGUAGAGCGGGAUACCCCUAGGCGUCGUCCUGGCCUCCAAAAACGAAAACCGUCGCCAUUGUUUGUAAGGUGUUCAGAGAGUGUAGACCCUAACUUCUACUUGUGAUUAACUGUUGAUAAAGAAUGGCUCGUACCAAACAGACUGCGCGUAAAUCUACUGGUGGUAAAGCUCCACGUAAGCAACUUGCAACCAAAGCUGCUCGUAAGAGUGCCCCUUCAACUGGUGGUGUGAAAAAGCCUCAUCGUUACAGGCCUGGUACUGUCGCUCUUCGUGAGAUUCGUCGUUAUCAAAAAUCGACCGAGUUACUCAUCCGCAAAUUGCCAUUCCAGCGCCUCGUCCGUGAGAUUGCGCAAGAUUUCAAAACUGAUUUGCGUUUCCAGAGUGCAGCAAUCGGCGCCUUGCAGGAGGCUUCGGAAGCUUACCUUGUCGGUCUCUUUGAAGACACGAACUUGUGCGCCAUUCACGCCAAGCGUGUCACAAUUAUGCCGAAGGAUAUCCAGCUUGCUCGGCGUAUUCGUGGAGAGCGUGCUUAAACAAGAUAUCAUCCUAUCUGACAAAACAACUACAGUUAAAUUUCCUUCCCUCCCCUAACGCAUCAUUUUUUACGCGAAGCAUUUUUUUUUUUUUCAUCGCCCCACCACUACCAAAAUUUUUAGAAUUUCAAAACUCGGAAAGGCCCCUUCAAAUAUAAAACAAUCAAAUCGAUUUUUUUUUUUUUUUCUCCUUUAACGUCAAUUCUUGUUCCGUUUCGAAUUCUUGGUCGCGCACCCGCCACGAUCUCAUUUACCGCACUUCAUUUUUUAAAAUCCGGUACGGAGGGAUUUUUGUUGUACGUUGAAAUAAAUUAAAAAACAAAACAAAACAAAGUAAAUCAGAUCGGAUAAGAUGGUCAUCGUUCCCUCAUCCUUUCAUUGUCUGUCACGCGAAGACAGCUCAAGAAUGAAAAUGGCAUUAAUUAUCAUCUUCGAAAAAUUAGAAACGGGAACGAAACGUAUGCUGAGCCGCUCCCUUUUUAGAUACUAUAUCCACAUCUUUCUAUCUAAGAAAAGACAAUUAGACCUAUUCUUCAUUGACUUUAUGUAACGCAUUUUUUUUUUCCUUCUAAUCGAAUGCCAGUUGUAUGUGUCUGUUCGGUGGAGGGAUUGUCUUUCCCUAAUGACAUCUCUGCAAAUUUCUUUUUUGUGUUCAAACUUGUGGGGUUUUCCUCUAUUCAACCUAUACCCCUCCCUCCCCCAGAAAAAAAAAAAGAAAAAAAAUAUCACUUAAUUUCAUUUCUCAGCAUCCCUUCGGCGUGUUUUGUGUACCCGUCGCGUUGGUACUAUCUAGAAUGUCGCUAUCUACUCAUUUAAUAAAUCUUUUUCUAAUACCUUUA
This is a messenger RNA of Daphnia magna, 1423 nucleotides long. Its product is annotated as histone H3.3A. Lineage: Eukaryota; Metazoa; Arthropoda; Branchiopoda; Diplostraca; Daphniidae. The record is from RefSeq and is a predicted model, not a curated record. Bases 174 to 584 code for a protein of 136 amino acids. Gene Ontology annotation, molecular function: DNA binding; protein heterodimerization activity; structural constituent of chromatin. The transcript is spliced from 3 exons. Gene Ontology annotation, cellular component: nucleosome.